Molecule: messenger RNA, 4516 nt
Organism: Heterocephalus glaber (naked mole-rat)
Lineage: Eukaryota; Metazoa; Chordata; Mammalia; Rodentia; Bathyergidae
Source: RefSeq, a predicted model, not a curated record
GGGGCCCCUGGUUGGAAAGUCUGGGACCCGCGGGAGGGCUGGAGGCGGAUGGGAGCCUGAGGGUCUGAGGAGAUUGUCCCGGCUCUGAUCAGGGAGGCGUUUGGGGGCGGCGAGUUUGUGAGCAACUCUGGUGGCGGUCGGGGCCUGGUCAGGCCCGGCCGCCGCGGGCCCCGAGUCCAGGCGCUUCAGUUCUCCCGCGGACACCGGCUUUGCGGCCGCUGCUGGAGCUGCUUCCUAACCCGGCCCGAUGGUCCGGGGCCGGACGCUUUUCCAGGCGGGAAGAGGUGUGCUCUGGGCUGUACAGUGCCCUGAAGUGGACGGUCCCCAGAACUUCGGGAAUAGGAGGUUUGUGCAGUUUGAGAGCGGUCCACAGGGCGCAGAAGUUCCGAGCUCUAGCACAGGCAGCGGAACCACUGAGGUAAAUCCCUGGCUCUCCACCAAAUUAAUUUUAGGUUCAUUGUUCUACAUAGAGAUUAAAAUGGCUUCCAGAGGAAAGACAGAGACAAGCAAAUUGAAGCAGAAUUUAGAAGAACAGCUGGAUAGGCUCAUGCAGCAGUUACAAGACCUGGAGGAAUGCAGAGAGGAACUUGAUACAGAUGAAUAUGAAGAGACCAAAAAGGAAACUCUGGAGCAGCUGAGUGAAUUUAAUGAUUCACUGAAGAAAAUUAUGUCUGGAAAUAUGACGUUGGUGGAUGAACUAAGUGGAAUGCAACUGGCUAUUCAGGCAGCCAUCAGCCAGUCCUUCAGAACCCCAGAGGUCAUCAGAUUGUUUGCAAAGAAGCAACCCGGUCAGCUUCGUACAAGGUUAGCAGAGAUGGACAGAGACCUGAUGGUGGGCAAGCUGGAGCGAGACCUGUACACCCAGCAGAAAGUGGAGAUCCUCACAGCGCUCCGGAAGCUCGGAGAGAAGGUGCUGUCCUCAGCCAGUUUGAGAAAGUCUCCUCGGACCUCGGCUCUGGAGACAAAGUCCUGGCUCUGGCAAGUUGUGAGGUUGAAAAAGCAAAAAAAUGACAGUUUGGCAGCUGGUGACAUCAAUUACCUUCUUACUGUAAAUGGUGGUUUUCUUCUGAGGAUUUUGAGUCAUUGCAAAGAAACAGAGUCUCGACAUGUAUUUACAUCCUAAGAAUGGGUGACAGGACGCACAGCUUGCGUGGCGCUGGUUGGCGUCCUGCUGUGUGGGCCGAGCUGAGCAUCCUGGCCGCGGUGGGAUAGAGGGACACGCUGGAUUUCACUCCUUACUAUCUGUCUGUGUGCCAGAGAAACCAUAAAACGACUUCUUUGUUUUUAUGCAGACUCCCUGAUUCUAAGUGCUGGUAGUGAAAAAGAAAAUGUGAGGUAGGAUCCUUUCUGUCCUUCACUUUUCUCCCUCCCGAGUAUGGACAGUGCUGCAGCAUCACUAGACCAACAUGAAUUCCUAGACUUUCAGGCUCUUAACCGAUCUUAGAAAUCACUUUCAUUUUACAAAAUGGAAACUGACCCUCAGAGCAAGCAAGGGGCAGAUGUUGUGCCUGCCCAACAUGCACAACCCCCUGCGUGUGAUUCCCAGAGCAGCAAAAAAGAAAUUUUAAAAGAAAAAGAAGAAAGAGCAAAUCAGCAAUUUACUUAAAGUCACAGUAGAAAAGGAGCUGGGGGCCGGGGAUUUACCUCAGUGGUUUUGCCGCCUGCUGUGCAAGCACAAGGACACUAGUUCGAUCCCCAGUACCAAGAAAAGGAGCUGGGAUAAAAGUUAGGUGUGUUAGCUCUCACUUUAUUGCCCGUUUAAUUUUACUUCAUUAUUCUGUAAUGCUUCAAAAAAUAAUUAACUUGUACGUGUGCAAGUCAGCAUCAGUGAGAAUUCAGUGUCCAGCCCAAAGCUGACUGGGCUCCAAGGGAUGCCCCUGCCUGGGAGUGGGGCAUGAACGGGGCCAUUGUGUCCCAGGAUCUCUGCCCCGAACAAUGGCGCCCUGUUGAGUCUCCAAGUAACUAACCACCUACGUGCUUUUGCUAGGGCAGCUCUAGGAAGUGGCAGCUAGAGGCCUCCCUGGGCCUGACCUCCUGCCAGGAUGAGUGGGAACAGUACACUGCUAUUUACUCCGAAGUUUCGGGGAACACAAAAUGAGUUCUGAGGAAAGCAGGUUUCUCGCGGGGUGUCCACAUCUCCCCACGUGGUUAACUGCACAGACAUGUCCUGUGCAUGCACAUCCGCUGAUUUCCCAGGCCUUGGUUGUUCUGUAUUCUUCCAUGUCAUAUUAUUAUUUUACUUUUCUUUUGCACUUUAUACAAGUUGCAACAUUUUUUUUUUUUUUUGGUGCCGGGGAUCGAACUCAGGUCCUUGCGCUUGCGCAGCAGGCAGCAAAACCACUGAGCUAAAUCCCCAGCCCUGUUGCAACAUUUUUAAUGCUUCUUGUAUACUGUAAAUUCUACUAGGUGCUUUGCCAACUAGAAAAAUUAGAGGACCUCAGCGACAUUAAUGCCUUACUGAAAACUUUUAACACUUUAUUGUUGUUUUCUUUUUGGAGAGUCUUACUACGCUGGGCUCAAACUCCUAGGUCCAAGUGAUCCUCCUGCCUCAGCCUUUUGAGAAGCUGGAACUAUAGGCAUGUGCCACUGUGCCCAGCUAAUGGGUUGUUUUUUAUAUACUGGUUUACGACCAUAAAAAACUCACUGAGGCCUGGUGAUGUAACAGGAGCAAGACCCUGGGUUUAAUCCCCAGUACAGUGUGCAAAACAAAAUCACCAAAAUUGUGACAAACUGAGAAAAACUAAAUUACCUGCUAUUCAUCUAGGUCUUUAUGGUCAUUUACUGCUAUUUCAUUGUUUUGUGUUUGUUUAAUGGAGGUGAAAUCCUGCAUAACAUGGCAUUCACCACUUCAUAGGGUACAAUUCCGUGCUAACAAUUGUGUUCAGCUCUCACCAGUGUCCUGUUCUGAAACACUCCCGCGCCCUCAGAGGGACCAUCCAUCCCUAGAAGCUCAGUCCCCACUGCCUUCUCCUAGCCCUCCAGCAACUGUGGAUUCACCCGUUCCGGCUCUUUCCCAUAAACAGAUCACACAGGAGGUGACCUUCUUGUGUGUCUUGCUUUUCUCAUGUAGCAGGCUCUUUGCAGUACUGCAUCCCUUUUUACAGCCAGAUAAUAUUCCAUGGUAGAGGGACCACCUUCUGUUCAUCUGUUUACUUGUUCAUGAACAUAUGAGUUUCCACCUUUUGGCUACUAUGAAUCAUGCUCUUAGGAACAUUUGUGUACAAGUAUUUGUUUGAAUAUCUAUUUUCAAUUCCUUUGGGCAUAUUUCUACAAAUGGGAUUGGUAUGUUUGUUUCUUACGCCAUAUCAAGAUUCUUCUGGGCCGGGGAUUUAGCUCAGUGCUUCUGCUGCCUGCCUUGAAAUUGCAAGGACCCGAGUUCGAUCCCUGGUACCAAAAAAAAAGAUUCUUCUCUGCUUUCCCCCAAGUAAACCAGGACAGGAGAACUUUGCAUUUGAAAGGGAUUUAUAUGAACCUGAAGUCCUUAAUCUCAGUUCCCCCUAAACUUUUUUUUUUUUCACUACUGGGACUUGAUGAACACCAGGACCUUCACACUGAGCUGGAUCCCCACCCCUUUUGGGGGGGAUUGAGGGGAGACGGUCUUGCUAAGUCACAAAGUGACCCAGGCUGGACUCGAACUUUCAGUCCUCCUGCCUCAGCCUCCCAAGUACUGGGAUGACAGGUCUGUACUACCAUGUCUGGCCUUCCUCCAACUUUAAGACCAGCUUUGGCCAAACAUUUUGUCACUAAUCACAGUAAUGUGUUCAGUGUAAAUCUGUCUGCCUUUAGAAGACCACAGAUGCGUAGCACCCAGCAAGACACUGACAGUCUUGUCUGUGUGACCCUUCCCCCUAAACGGGGAUAAUAAGACCUACCUCUUGGGUUACUGAGCAUUGCUAUCUUCCGCAGAACUGCACAAGCGCCCCCUGCCCCGCCCCCCCCCCCCCCCCCGCUUUGGCGCUGGCCCACUGUGUAAGAGCUCCUCCAAGGACCAUGUGACUCACUGUGCUUCACAAACUUGGUACUCGUUCAGUAAAAUCAGUUGAAAAGUGAGUUCUGUGCACUUACAGUCAUUGGUUGGCCUGUUGGCCAUGGUUCCGGUGCACAUUUUGCGAGUUUCUAGGUCCCCGGAAGUUGGAGGGCUCAGUUUCACUGAGGCAGCGACCUUUUCAACGUUCUUGGAUCAAGCUAAUAUUUUAGUGAGGUUCUGCAUUUCUCAAAGAACUGGGGCUGAAGCAAAGUAAGCUCCAAGUGAGGAAGCAUCCAGAAGUGCUGCUAAAUGAAACCUAAUCACGUCAAACAAUUCUUGGGUUUUAGCAUUUAGUUUUUAUCCUGGGCCUAGUGAAAUAGCUAUUCCAGGUGGGCAGGUUCUUAGGGUGAAACUGAGGGCUCUAAGGGGUUAUUCCCAGGGAGGAGUUGGAGUUGGGAUGAGUGGACUGUUAACUUUGUGAGACCUGCUUUUGAAGACGUUUACCUAAGGAAAGGUUGUCUUUAGUGAAAUAAAGAUUGUGCAACUAUA